Vicia villosa (hairy vetch) is the source of this 3032-nucleotide messenger RNA. Its product is annotated as nucleolar complex-associated protein 2-like. Gene Ontology annotation, biological process: ribosomal large subunit biogenesis. The transcript has a single exon. Lineage: Eukaryota; Viridiplantae; Streptophyta; Magnoliopsida; Fabales; Fabaceae. Gene Ontology annotation, cellular component: nucleolus; Noc2p-Noc3p complex; nucleoplasm. Gene Ontology annotation, molecular function: protein binding. The record is from RefSeq and is a predicted model, not a curated record. Bases 379 to 2646 code for a protein of 755 amino acids.
UUCAUACCAUUCAUGGAGUAUUCCUCCUACCUAUCCCACAAACCCUUAUUUUCCAUCUCCUACCACAUCUUCAUUUCCAUCUUUUCCAUGGGAACUCUUUACACCAUGUUACACUUGUGUUGGAUCAUCAUCACCAAGUUUGUAUCCAAAUCAUGGAUAUUCACCACAUCCACCUAACCUUAACUCAUAUUCAUCCUACUACACAUCAUCUCCAAGUCACUCAUCCAUCUUUUAAGAAAAACUCAAAAAAAAAAAUCACAAAAACCUUCUGAUUCACCCUUCUCUUUUAAUACCAAAUCCACACCCUAUUCUUUCCCAAUAUCAAAACCCACCGAAAAUCUUUUGCCACACGGGUCUCAAAGACCUCUGAUUUCAGCGAUGGGCACAACAUCAACGAAUAUGUCACCGUUUAUGGACAAGCAGAUAAUGGAUCUGAAUCUCUCUCACGGAUCUCCUGCUCCUUCCACCAAUGAUUUCAUCGACCUACUCAAGCUCCCUCGUCACCACCAACAACAAGUACUUGAAGAUGAUGGUGAUGAACAACAACACGAAGAAAUUGAUUCAUCAUUCACUCACAAUAACGGAAUCGAAAGUGACGAUAUCGUUCCUAGCUACGCUUUUCAACCGAUUAGUUCGCUCCCUGAUUUUUCCCCAAAAAACCCAAACCUCAUCCCGCCGAUCCCGCCGAACAUGUUAUCACCGGAGGCAAUAUCCUCUUCCCUCAGAUUCUUCAACUCAUCACUCGCUGCUAACCGAGUUCUCGCAACUCGGAACCAGGAAGAUUUGGAUGCUGAUUUGGAAGAUGGAGAUCUACAUGUAGAUGAGGAAGCUACUGAGCAUGAGGUUCAAGGAAGGAAAAAAAAAUCUUCUCAGAAAGUUAUAACCACUGCUAUGGUUGAUUUGUGGUUGAAAUCAAUUAAAGAAAAUGGGAGCUUAAAUGCGGUUCGUUCCUUGAUGAAGGCUUUUAGGGCUGCGUGCCACUAUGGUGAUGAUGAGGAGAAUGAGUAUAUGGAAAAGCUUAGUGUAAUGUCUAGUGAUGUGUUCAACAAAAUAAUGUUUAUCAUACUUAAUGAAAUGGAUGGAAUACUAAGAAAGUUGUUGAAGAUUCCUGCUAUCGGUGGAAGAAAACAGAUGGUAACAGAUUUAAUGACCACAAAACAAUGGAGGAUUUAUGGCCAUAUAGUGAAGUCUUACCUUGGAAAUGCUUUCCAUAUUUUGAACCAAAUGAAUGACUCGCACAUGAUAUCAUUUACUUUACACCGGCUUAAAUAUUCUUCAGUGUUAUUGGCUGCUUUUCCUUCGCUCCCAAGGAAAUACAUUAAGGUGUAUCUUCAUUUCUGGGGUACUGGUGGAGGUGCCCUUCCGGUUGUUUCGUGCUUAUUUAUGCGAGAGUUAUUCAUUUGUAUUGGAUGUGGCUGCAUAUAUGACUGCUUCAAAGGAAAUUAUAAAGCCUAUGUUUUGAAUUGCCAUUUUGUAAAUGCUGUGAAACUUAAACACAUUCGCUUUCUUAGCAACUGCGACAUUGAACUUCUCGGUGUGGAUCUUCCGAAUGCAUAUCAACGUGCCUUCAUUUUUAUCCGACAGCUGGCCAUGAUUUUGAGGGACACACUUAAUACAAAAAAUAAGGAAGCUUUUCGCAAGGUUUAUGAAUGGAAGUUCAUUAACUGUCUUGAACUUUGGACUGAUGCUAUCCGUGCUUACGGUUCACAAUCUGACUUUAAGCAACUUGCAUAUCAGUUGACCCAAAUAAUUUUUGGGUUAGCCCGUCUAAUUACCAUAGCUAGAUAUAUUUCCCUUAGGUUGAGAUGUAUCUCGAUGCUGAACCAGCUUGCUGCUUGCAUUCAAUCAUUUGUACCAGUAUCUAUGCUUCUUUUGGAUAUGCUUGAGAUGGAAAAGUCGAGUCGACCCCCUACAGGAGGUGUUGGCAAAGCUGUUGAUUUACGCAACAUAUUGAAGGUUAGCAAGCCGACUCUAAAGACACGAGCAUUUCAAGAGGUUUGUGUUUUUUCUGUGGUUGAAGAACUUGCGGAACACCUAGCACUGUGGAGUAAUUCUUUUCCGUUCAUGGAGUUGCCCUUUAUUCCAAUUGUGAGGUUGCGUCGCUUUUGCAAAUUGACCAAAGUUGAGAGGUUUCGAAGAGAAAUGAGACAGGUUCAAAAGAAUAGGAUGAUGGAGGAUGAGGUGAAACUUUAUGAGCAUGUGAUGGAUAGUUCAUAUAAGUCGUCGGUUUCGGAUUGUGUUAUACUUUUAAAGAGCAUCUCAGGAAGUGAUAAGCCGGAUAAAAUCACGUACUGUCAAAUUAUUUUCGGUCUUUGUAAGACGAGGAGGUUCGAAGAAGCGCAUAAGGUAAUCGAGGAGAUGCAAGCUUGCGAUUGCAGGUCUGAUAUCAAUACUUGGACCGUCUUGAUCCAAGGGUACUGUGAUGCCGGCGAACUAGACAAUGCGUUUCUUAGUCUUUAUAAGAUGAUGGAAACAAUUAUAAGUUGCAAAGGCCAUCAAAAUUCUAACUUGUUUACUACAAAUCUGGAUUGUCACCUUCUCCAGGGACAUUUACUAAUGAAUCCUAUAAUUUUCCCAAAUGUCAACAGGUUUCUUUUACAGAUUCAAAGUUUAUUGCUGGUAAUGAAUCUGAUAAUUCCUAUUUGAGCUACUUAAUAAUGGUUAAUCAUGAGAAGGUUGGGAAAUUUCUACAGCUUAUAGCCACAUUCAUUGGUGGUUUUGUGAUAGCAGUUACCAAAGGGUGGCUUCUUAAUCUUGUUACUCAAUGGGAUCCGGGAACAAUAUCUCCACUCUCAUAUUUAUUUUCGAACCUUGAGGACAAGGUUCAUGUGAACCCCGCGGCAAUGAUAGGGAGAUUAAUAGAAUAAUUGAUUAUUAGUUAAAUGAGUUUUAUUAGUAUUUUUAUGUAUUGGGAGUAUUUUAUAUUAUGAUGUUUUCUAGAAUUAGUUGGGCUUUAAUUAGUUAUUGGGCCUUUAGUUACUAUUCACUACUAUUAUAUAUGUACUCAUUGAGAGAUGGAAAAAUAAUCAAUC